GCGCGUGCCCCGGCUCAGUAGCGUUGGGCUGGCGCACGCGGCGAAUCUAAGUCUUGCGCCGCUUGCAGGCGCUUCUGGGCCACCAAUUUCUUUUCCUUCCACCCUGGCGCCCCCCAGUCCUGGCUCUCCGACCUCGCUGCCCCGGGCACCCACGCCCUGCGGGCUCAGCGGGCUCAAUCUGCGCAGCUCCUCCUCCAUGUUGACCAAACCUGUGCAGGGGCUCCCCGCGACCCCCACGCUACCGCCAGGAGGCAAGGAUCGGGAAGCGUUCGAGGCUGAGUACCGACUCGGCCCUGUCCUGGGUAAGGGGGGCUUUGGCACCGUCUUCGCAGGACACCGCGUUACGGACCGGCUCCAGGUGGCCAUCAAAGUGAUUCCCCGGAACCGUGUGCUGGGCUGGUCCCCCCUGUCGGACUCAGCCACAUGCCCACUGGAAGUCGCAUUGCUGUGGAAGGUGGGUGCAGGUGGUGGACACCCUGGUGUGAUCCGCCUGCUUGACUGGUUUGAGACACCAGAGGGCUUCAUGCUGGUCCUUGAGAGGCCUUUGCCGGCCCAAGAUCUCUUUGACUACAUCACAGAACAGGGUCCUUUGGGUGAAGACCGAAGCCGCUGCCUCUUUGGCCAAGUAGUGGCAGCUGUUCGGCACUGCCAUGCUCGUGGAGUUGUCCAUCGUGACAUCAAGGAUGAGAAUAUUCUUAUGGACCUCCGCCGGGGCUGUGCCAAACUCAUUGAUUUUGGUUCUGGUGCCCUGCUUCAUGAUGAACCCUAUACUGACUUUGAUGGGACAAGGGUGUACAGCCCCCCAGAGUGGAUCUCCCGUCACCAGUACCAUGCACUCCCGGCCACUGUUUGGUCACUGGGUAUCCUCCUCUAUGACAUGGUUUGUGGGGACAUUCCCUUCGAGAAGGACCAGGAGAUCCUUGAGGCUGAGCUCCACUUCCCGGCCCAUGUCUCCCCAGACUGCUGUGCCCUAAUCCGUCGGUGCCUGACUCCCAAGCCCUCAGGCCGACCCUCACUGGAGGAGAUCCUGUUGGACCCCUGGAUGCAGGCACCAGCUGAUGAUGCUGCCCUCAAGGCCUCCAAAGGGGGUUCCACCUCUUUAGCCUGGUCCUUGCUGCCCUAGUCCUGGCCAGGCCCCCAGUAGUUGGAAUAGCCAUCCCAGCUCAUGCCACAGGGAUAGAUGGACAUCUGUUGACCUGGUUUUACAGGUCAUUACAAAUCCAGUGUUAUUAGGGUCAGAUUGGGGAUCAGGGGUCAGAAGACAUAAGCCAAGUCUGCCCAGUCCCUAUCCCAAUCCUUUUAGGGAACCUUCCUCCCAGAACGUGUGGUCUCUUAUUCUGGAGGGGGGUGGAAUUUCCUUACUUAUUUUGCUAGGGAUGUUUAUUUUGUUGAAGUUAUUUUCUAUUCUGAGCCCCAAGACUUGUUCUGUUAAGUUGUAGUCCCCUAGAUUUGCACCUCCUGCUACCACCACACAGAUUUAGUUCAAAUGCUCUGACUUGGGCAAGGGUGCUUUCCUUUUAAUAUCCCAGCAGCUUUUUUUUUUUUUUUAGUAUAAAGCAAAGGGACCCUUUAUCUUAGUUUAAGGACACAUUCAGUCAAGCUGCUCACCUACCUCAACCCAGAAUGGUUUAUUCUGGGAGAGGUAAUGCCCUAUUGUUAACCCAGGGCUUUUUUUUUUUUUUUUUUUUUUUGGUUAGGGGAGCGUAGUCUGUUAUCCCAAGUGCUCUUAUUCUGGUGAGGAGAACCCUGCUUCCAUGGUUAGGGAAGGAAUGGGAGAUGGACACCGCCAGAGUCCACUAGGAUGGGGUGGAUCGUUUUUUGGAGGGAUGGGGUGGGGAAAUAAGUUUUAUUGUUUGUUCUGGGCCCUCCCCCCUCCACCUUUUUUCAGAUUCUUGCUGCCUCCUUCUGAGCCAGGAUUGUCCAGUUGCUGAAAUGUAAAUACUUAUGUAUUGGGGAUGGGAGCUCCAACUGUCCUCUCCCUUCUCCCCCUGCCUGGAUUAUUUAAAGCCAUGUGUGGAAACUCACUAUUUAAUAAAUGUAAUAG
This is a messenger RNA of Condylura cristata (star-nosed mole), 2044 nucleotides long. RefSeq names its product Pim-2 proto-oncogene, serine/threonine kinase (gene PIM2). Gene Ontology annotation, molecular function: ATP binding; protein serine/threonine kinase activity. The transcript has 6 exons. NCBI's taxonomy places the organism in Eukaryota, Metazoa, Chordata, Mammalia, Eulipotyphla, Talpidae. Bases 197 to 1123 code for a protein of 308 amino acids. Gene Ontology annotation, cellular component: cytoplasm. Gene Ontology annotation, biological process: regulation of mitotic cell cycle; protein autophosphorylation; negative regulation of apoptotic process. The record is from RefSeq and is a predicted model, not a curated record.